AUGAACCUCGUCCGACUACUCUGCUGCUUCCAGAUACCAGCGAAAAGCGAUGCUUUCGAGUACGAACCGCUCGAAUCGUACGAAGAGAAGAGGCCGAGUGCACCGCCGGCCGCCUCGAGCCGCGAGCCCCCUUCGCCUCCCAUCCCAACGGUCAGAGAGACGGUCUUCGCGAGCCCCCUCGUCGAGGUUCGAGUGAUGGCGAGCGGAGAUGACGCGAAGCCGAAGGAGAAGGACGACGCACGGAAGUACGUCCGGGGCGAGCCCGUGCGAGAAAAGGCAAAGGUUCCUGCCCCCCUCGAAGUGGUGCCGUUCGAGGGCGGAACGGCCACCCUGCCGUGGUCCAGAUUCGAGAGGGAAGGAAACACCAUUCAGGACAUUCGCUUCGAUGAGAGGCCGUGCUCCGUGAGGAAGACGAAGAGUAAUAACGCGUGGAAGAAGGACGAGCUGGUCGUGCUGGCACGUGCCUCUGGAUUGCCCAACUGGACCACAUACAAGAAUAAAGCCGCGCUGUGCAAGGCUCUGGCGAUGAAGCACAGCGACGUAGACAUGACCAGACAGAAGACGACGACGAAGAAGAUUCCAACCACCAAGGUGCCCAUCGGCAAAGAAGGUGCUACCCUGGCGAACGUACCGAAGCCGAGGUCUCGACCGUCGAAAUCCAAGACGAAAGAGCUCUUUGCGGGCGGUUCCAAGUUCCCUGGCGUCCCUCUGAUGCCUCACCAGAUCGAAGUCGCAGAGAGGAUGCUCAAUCCUUGCAUCCGAGGGCUCAUCCUUUACUUUGGAGUGGGUUCCGGAAAGACGCUGAGCAGCAUGGCAGCCGCAGAGGCUCUCAUGAAUCAUGGGAUAGUAAAGUCUAUCGUGGUGGUCACCCCUGCGUCGCUUAUAGCAAACUACAAGAAGGAGCUGAGCAAGUUUCACGCCAAGGCCGACAAGUACAACGUCAUGUCGUUCGAAAACUUCACGAAGAAAGCAGAAGGAGGUACGUUUCUCACCAAGGACAAACUCCUGGUAGUGGACGAAGCUCACAACCUUCGUAACGCCGCUGGGCAGAGGUCCAAGGCCAUCUUCGCACAGGCCAAGGGUGCGACGAAAGUGUUGCUUCUGACGGGGACCCCGGUCCAGAACGCUCCUUCGGAUAUCGCACCGUUGGCAAACAUGCUCAGGAAGCACAACGCCAUACCAAAUACAAAGGAGAGCUUUGAUGCUCAUUUCGGAGCGACCGGUCUGGAGAGCGAUCAAGCGACCUUGAAGUCAGCUCUGGAAUGCUGCAUGCUAUAUUACGCACCCUCUUCGAGCGACCCAGAGUACCCUUCCAUAUCCACGGAGAACGUGGAAGUCAAGAUGACGGAGAGGCAACGGCAAGCUCAGCUCGACUUUGCGAAUGCCAACCCGAACAUCGAGCUCGACGACAUCGUCCACGAGAAAAAGAACAUCAUGACUUUCUUUUCGGCUCCCCGACGGACGGCGAACAUCAUCCGACAACAUGGUCAGCCUUCCGACGCCCCGAAAUUCGUCGAAGCGCUGCAGCGGAUAAAGGCCGCCCAUGCGAAAGGCGAGAAGAGUAUAGCUUACAGCAACUUCUUGGAGGCUGGGGUUCAGAUCCUCUCUGACAUGCUCAAAGAUGCGCACAUCAAGCAUCUCAUGGUCACGGGAAAGGAAUCGAAAGCGAAGAAGCAGCAGGCGAUCGAUGAGUAUAACGCAGGCCGAAUCAAGGUGUUGUUGCUCAGCUCGGCCGGUGGAGAGGGACACGAUCUCAAAGGGACGAACCACGUGCAUAUCAUGGAACCGGCAUUCAAUUCGCCGCGUGUCGAGCAAGUCAUCGGCCGUGCGCGGCGCAGAGGGUCUCACACGGACACUCCGAAGAAGCACGUGACCGUUUAUAAGUACUAUGCAAUCAUGAAUGCGACGACGUCUCCGAAUGCAAACGGCUUUGGCAUGCUACAGAAUUGGUCGGCCGAUCAGAUCUUGAGACGUUUCAGCGAGACCAAGGACGAGAUCACUCGCAAGUUCCUCAAAAAGGUCCUGGACUGGAAUGCCGUUGCGAAGCAAAAGUGCUUGAAGUGUUAA
Klebsormidium nitens is the source of this 2067-nucleotide messenger RNA. The record is from the annotation of a GenBank genome assembly. Lineage: Eukaryota; Viridiplantae; Streptophyta; Klebsormidiophyceae; Klebsormidiales; Klebsormidiaceae.